Molecule: messenger RNA, 1977 nt
Organism: Pogona vitticeps (central bearded dragon)
Lineage: Eukaryota; Metazoa; Chordata; Lepidosauria; Squamata; Agamidae
Source: RefSeq, a predicted model, not a curated record
UACAGUACUGAAAACAGAACUCUGAAGACAGCAGACUUUACAGAGCUUUUGGCUGGAAAGCCGGAAACGCCUUCGCCGCUCAGCGCUCUUCCGCCUUCCGUGACGUCAGGACGUAGAAACGGGGUUGGGCAUGAGCCUCUGCCUCCAACAGUUGGGAGAAAUCUAUUGGGGAGAAAAGUGCUUUAUCUGCCUGGCUUUUUUGCAUAUGCCGGGCACAUUGUGAAAGUCGAUGGCAAAAGGGGACUUUUCCGUGGCCUUACUCCUCGUAUCCUCUCUAGCACUUUAUCUACCAUAAGCCGGGGCCGAGUAAAGAAGGCUUUCCCUUUGGAGGAUAUGGAGCACGUUUCUAACAAGGAUGAUGUGAAAACAUCCCUCCGGAAGGUGGCAAAAGAGACUUCCCAUGAGAUGAUGAUGCAGUGCGUUUCCCGAGUUAUUUCCCAUCCCCUACAUGUCAUCUCUAUGCGCUUCAUGGUCCAGUUUGUAGGACGGGAAGUUAAAUACAGAGGGGUGUUCAGCUCAAUUGGGACAAUCUGGAAAGAAGAAGGACUCCUAGGAUUCUUCGUAGGAUUAGUUCCUCAUAUCUUAGGUGAUGUUAUUUUUCUAUGGUGCUGCAAUCUUCUGGCUCACUUGAUCAACACAUAUGCAGUGGAUGACAACUUCAACCAGGCCUCUGUGAUCCGGAGCUACACCAAAUUUGUCAUGGGGAUUGCUGUCAGCAUGCUGACCUACCCCUUUCUUCUUGUUGGAGAUCUCAUGGCAGUAAACAACUGUGGGUUACUUGCUGGUCUCCCGCCAUAUGCCCCUGUAUUUUCCUCUUGGAUCCAUUGUUGGAAACACCUCAGUGCUCAGGGGCAACUUUUCAGAGGCUCCAGUCUGCUUUUUCGUAGAGCAUCCACACCAGCAACUUUCCUUAUUGAUUAAUUUCAUGUAGGAAAAAGAGCCAGACCAAGUCUCUUCUAGAAAAAAGUGUAAACACUUGCUUUCAUAUUUCUAUUUAAUUUUUGAAGUCAGAGGUGAAAGAGCAAGAGCGCCUUCUCUCCGGCAAGUUCGGCUGAUUUCGUUACUGCACCAGAGUGAUUUAAGCUGCUAGAUAAAUCUUACCUAUUGAAGGAAGGAGACUCUUUACCAUGCUGAUCAAAGCCUAAGUCAAAAGGGGCAGUCUGGCUGGGAAAAGACUAUCCUUCAGAAGUCUUGCCUUGAGCAUAGUUUUUCUUGAAACAUCUGCCCUGAUAUGAAGAAACUAGAUGAGAUCUAGGUUGGUUUCAGUCUGUCUCCUUUGUUGCUGUUGUUAGACAAAACAGAAGUAGUGAUUAAGCUCUGCCAACUUUGAUCUGUCUUAUUGGCUGUUCUAUAUGUUAAGCCCAAUUCUGUUGGAAUAUCUUUUGUACCUAGGAUUUGUCAGGACCACAGAAAGCAGCACUAUUGCUGAAUUCCAACCAGUGGCAUAUAUAACUCUGAAUCUUGGCUUGCUUUGUUAGCCCCAGGGAAUGUGUCUUCCACCACCUGGACUUUUCUAGGGGAUGUUCCCUAGUCAAAUUCUGACAUGCACACUAAGCAAUUUUAUCUGGGUUUCAAUGAACCCAUAUUUCUGUGCACUUGAAAAGGAUACUGAAUACUAAAUCAGUGUUAAACACUAAAGAGAGAAUGUAUUUUCUUAGCGGGAAAGUCUGGGAAGGUCCUAAGGUUGGUUAUUGUUCACAAGCUUGAUGUUUAAGCUAGAAUCCAGCCUGACAGUGAAGAAACCAACAAUACUAAAAGAGGUUCGGAUCAGAAGGUAAUACCACUAGGGCUUCCUUGCUUCUCAUGCUGUAGUCAAAACCAGUCCAUUUCUGAAGGGCAGGGAAUUUUCUGAAGUGGGACUCAGUGUAGCACGGUGAUAUUCAGCUGUAAGUGAAAGGCACCAGUUUGCUAUCCAUUUGUGGAAGUGUUUUCAUGAAGCCAGACCAAAAUAGUGUAAGGUGUUAACCAAGAAAUAGC